Messenger RNA from Suhomyces tanzawaensis NRRL Y-17324, 3249 nucleotides. It is a transcript of the gene CRM1, whose product is annotated as exportin. Gene Ontology annotation, cellular component: nucleus; cytoplasm. NCBI's taxonomy places the organism in Eukaryota, Fungi, Ascomycota, Pichiomycetes, Serinales, Debaryomycetaceae. The transcript has a single exon. Gene Ontology annotation, molecular function: small GTPase binding; nuclear export signal receptor activity. Gene Ontology annotation, biological process: ribosomal small subunit export from nucleus; protein export from nucleus; ribosomal large subunit export from nucleus. Bases 1 to 3249 code for a protein of 1082 amino acids. The record is from RefSeq and is a predicted model, not a curated record.
AUGGAAGAGAUUCUCGACUUCUCGAAGGAACUCAAUAUUGAGCUCUUUGACCGCGUGGUCGACAGCUUCUACAAAGGCUCCGGUGCCGACCAGCAAAGCGCACAGCGGGUCUUGAACGAAUUCCAGGAACACCCUGAAUCCUGGAAGAGAUCGGAUCACAUUUUAUCCAACUCUAAUAAUGCUCAAUCCAAGUACAUUGCUCUCUCGUGUUUAAACAAACUCAUCCAAUACCGUUGGAAAACUAUACCUGACAACGAAAGAAUUGGGAUUAGAAACUUCAUCGUCAACAUGAUUAUUUCCUUGUGUGACAAUGAAGAGGUCUUUGAGAAGCAGAAGGCUUUGAUCAACAAGAUUGAUUUGACUUUGGUUUCCGUUUUAAAGCAAGAAUGGCCCCACAACUGGCCUCAAUUCAUUCCUGAGAUCGUCACCUCGUCCAGAUCCUCUUUCAAUGUUUGUGAAAACAAUAUGAUUAUCUUGAAGUUAUUAAGUGAAGAAGUUUUCGACUACAGUCAAGAUCAAUUGACCCAAAGAAAGGCUCAAAACUUAAAACUCAGCAUGAAGGCCGAAUUCGAGGAAAUUUUUAAGUUAUGUUACGAGGUUUUGGAUAAAACAACUAAACCAUCAUUGAUCAUAUCUACCUUGAAUGCCUUAUUGAAAUACAUCCAUUGGAUUCCUGCCUCCUAUAUCUUCGAGACGAACUUGUUAGACAUGUUAUCAACAAAGCUUUUGAUUUCUGCCGAUACAAGAGCCAUUUCUUUGAAAUGUUUAACUGAAGUUUCCAGUUUGUCUACCACUAAUACCGACUACGAGCAAAAAUUAAUCCAGAUGUUUAGGCAAUCCAUGGAACAAAUCUAUUUAAUCAUUCCAAUUACUACCAACUUAAAGACUUCUUAUGAGGUUGCAAAUACUAAUGAUCAAUCCUUUUUGCAGGAUUUGGCAAUGUUCUUGUGCUCAUUUUUGUCCAACCAUUUAAUACCCUUGGAACAAAAUGAAGCUUUGUUAGAGCUUCUUUUGAACUCGUUGUAUUAUUUAUUGGAAUUAUCAAGAAUUGAGGAAAGAGAAUUGUUCAAAACUUGCUUAGACUUCUGGAGUACCUUCGUUCAUGGUCUCUUCUUGGAAAUCCAAAAUUUGCCUCAAAGUCAAUUGUCCCCAUUGAUGCAAUUAACUCAUGGAAACACUAUGAGAGUUGGAGGUGGAGGUGCUCCUAACCCCGCAGUUUUGGCCGAGUUUCCUCUUAGACAACAUAGAUACGACAAGGUCUUGUCUAAAUUGAGAUUGGUUAUUAUUGAAAACAUGGCCAGACCUGAAGAAGUCUUAAUCGUUGAAAACGAUGAAGGUGAAAUUGUUAGAGAAUUUGUUAAAGAGAGUGAUACAAUCCAAUUGUAUAAGUCAAUGAGAGAAGUCCUUGUGUAUUUGACUCAUUUGAAUGUCAAUGAUACUGAGCAAAUCAUGAAUGAAAAAUUGGCAAGACAAAUUGACGAAAGUGAGUGGUCUUGGCAAAAUAUCAACACUUUAUGUUGGGCCAUUGGUUCCAUCUCAGGUACUAUGAACGAAGAUAUGGAAAAGAAGUUUUUGGUUAAUGUGAUCAAGGACUUAUUAUCCUUGACUGAAAUGAAGAGAGGCAAAGACAACAAAGCCGUUGUUGCUUCUAACAUUAUGUACAUUGUCGGCCAAUACCCAAGAUUCUUGAAGGCCCACUGGAGAUUCCUCAAAACAGUGGUCAACAAGUUGUUUGAAUUCAUGCAUGAGACUCACGAGGGUGUCCAGGAUAUGGCGUGUGAUACUUUCAUCAAGAUCACAACCAAGUGUAAGAAGCAUUUCGCUGUUGUGCAACAACAAGAAAGAGAACCUUUCAUUAUGGAAAUUAUUAACAACAUUCAAUCAAUCACUGAAGACUUACAACCUCAACAGGUUCAUACAUUCUACGAGGCAUGUGGUAUCAUAAUCAGUGCACAGACCCAGAAGGAUAGUAGAGAUAAACUUUUGAGUGAUCUCAUGACUUUACCAAACAUGGCUUGGAGUACCAUCAUCCAAAAUGCUGGUCAGGACCCACAAUUAUUAACCAACUCAGAAAAUGUCAAGAUCAUUGCCAAUAUCAUCAAGACCAAUGUUGCUGUUUGUAAGGCUUUGGGUCCAGGUUUCUAUUCUCAAUUGGGAUUAAUGUAUGUGGAUAUGCUUUCCUUGUACAAGGCAGUGUCUACUAUGAUUUCUGAAUCCAUUGAAAAAGAAGGAUUGAUCUCAACCAAGACCCCUAAGGUUAGAAGCUUGAGAACAAUCAAGAAGGAAAUCUUGAAGAUGAUUGAGACUUACAUCAAUCAAUCAAAUAACUAUGAAGAAAUCGUGAGGGAUUUGUCUCAACCAUUGUUUGGUGCUGUGUUGGAAGAUUACAACUCAAAUGUUCCAGAUGCUAGGGAUGCCGAAGUCUUGAACUGUAUGACUGCCUUGGUAAACAAGACUGGUCAUUUGAUUCCUGAAGGCGUGGUUCUUAUUUUGCAAAAUGUUUUCGAGUGUACUUUGGACAUGAUCAAAAAUGACUUUGUUGAAUACCCUGAGCACAGAGUCGAAUUUUACAAGUUGCUUAAGGAAAUCAACGCUAAGUCGUUCCAAGCCUUGUUGCAAUUAUCUGGAGACGCAUUCCAAUCUUUGAUCAACGCAGCAUUAUGGGCUUUCAAGCAUAACAACAGAGAAGUGGAAGACAAUGGAUUAAUCUUAACUAUUGAGUUGAUCGAAAAUGUCGAAAAAUUGGGUGACACCACUUUUACCAAAGCCUUCUAUCAAAACUUUUACUUCCAAAUCUUAAGUGAUACCUUCUAUGUUUUCACUCAACCUGAUCAUAAAUCCGGGUUUAGAUACCAAGCACAAUUGUUGGCUCAUUUGAUUCAUUUGGUGGAGGACAAUGUCAUCAAAACUCCAUUAUAUACCAGUGAGCAAGCACCUGAAGGUACUACUAACUCAGCAUACUUGAUCCAAUACUUGGCUCAAUUAUUAUCCUCAGCUUUUGAGAAUUUGCAGAAGGAGCAAUUGCUCAACUUCUUAAACGUGUUGACUUCCAUCUACAAUGACUUAUACAAGUUUAAGGCCACCUUGAGAGAUUUCUUGGUUCAAUUGAAGGAAUUCGGUGGUGAUCCAGUUGACUACUUGUUUGCUGAUGAUAAGGAAGAGGAAAACAGACAAAAGGAAAAGAUUCAAAGGGAGAAAGAUUUGAGGGUUGGUGGUUUGAUUAAGCCAUCUGAAAUGGACGACGAAUAA